Messenger RNA from Prunus dulcis (almond), 744 nucleotides. RefSeq names its product putative receptor like protein 25. The transcript has a single exon. Gene Ontology annotation, molecular function: protein binding. The coding region runs from base 1 to 744 and encodes 247 amino acids. The record is from RefSeq and is a predicted model, not a curated record. Lineage: Eukaryota; Viridiplantae; Streptophyta; Magnoliopsida; Rosales; Rosaceae.
AUGGACCUCUCAAACAAUCGGUUUAGCGAUCUCUUGGCAACCAAAUAUUUUGAACAUUUGACAGCCAUGAUAAACUCGCAAGAACAUGGACUGAAAUAUAUGGGAGGGUGCUACUAUCAGGAUAUUGUGGUAGUGACAAUUAAAGGCUUCGAAAUUGAAAUGAAGAAGAUCCUAAUGUUCUUCACAACUAUUGAUUUCUCAUAUAACACUUUCAGAGGAGAGAUUUCAAGUGUAAUCAGUAAGCUUAAAUCAUUGGAGGGGCUUAACUUUUCUCAUAAUGAGCUUAAAGGUACAAUUCCACCAUCAUUUGGCAAUAUGUGCAAUCUUGAAUGGUUAAAUCUGUCUUCAAACAAACUUGUUGGUGAUAUUCCUCAGCAAUUGGUAAAUCUAACAUCACUUGAAAAGUUCAAUGUUUCAGAAAAUCGACUUGUGGGGCCUAUACCUCAUGGCAAGCAAUUUGAUACAUUUGAAAAUGACUCAUAUAGUGGAAAUAUAGGAUUGUGUGGAUUGCCACUUUCUAAAACAUGCAGUGCACAUCAAUCACCGCCAUCGUCAUUCCAACAAGAGGAUGAUUUGGAGCAUGGGAAUGGUUUUGAUUGGAAGGUAGUGUUGAUGGGGUAUGCAUUUGGUGUGGUAAUUGGAAUAUCUGUGGGAUAUCUUGUAAUCUCUAAUGGAACAGCAAAUUGGCUUGUUAAAGUGGUAGGAAGAAAGCAACGUCGUAGAAUUAUGAAAAUCACAAAAUGA